CGCAGCCGGGGAAAAGCCUUUACUCAGAAAAUCACAGGAUACCACAAAUUGUAAAAGAUGGUGCAAUACAACUUUAAGAAGAUUAGAGUGGUUCCCAGUGGCAAGGAAUUCAAUAACAUUACACUAUCCUGCACCCAGCGCCAGACACCAACCAUUAUACAUAAGGGUUAUGCUAUCAACCGUAUACGCCAGUUUUACAUGCGCAAGGUGAAAUAUACGCAAACAAACUUUCAUGAGAAGCUCUCAAGCAUCGUUGAUGACUUUCCGCGGCUGGAUGACAUCCAUCCUUUUUAUGGAGAUCUCCUUCAUGUCCUGUACAACAAAGACCACUAUAAGCUUGCCCUUGGACAGAUUAAUUCUGCAAGGAGACUCAUCAGUAAGAUUGCCAAGGACUAUGUGAAGCUGUUAAAAUACGGGGAUUCACUUAACAGAUGCAAAUCUUUAAAAGUAGCUGCACUUGGUCAGAUGUGUACUGUGGUAAAGCGUAUUGUCCCAAGUUUAGCUUACUUGGAGCAGAUUAGACAACACAUGGCAAGGCUCCCAUCAAUUGAUCCAAAUACCAGAACUAUCUUGAUUUGUGGUUAUCCUAAUGUUGGCAAAAGCUCUUUUGUUAACAAAAUCACCAGGGCGAAUGUGGAUGUUCAGCCAUAUGCAUUCACCACAAAAUCCCUCUUUGUUGAACAUACUGAUUGUAAGUGCUUAAGGUACCAAGUGAUUGAUACCCCAGGAGUUUUGGACCGUCCUUUUGAAGAUCGUAACAUUAUAGAGAUGUGUAGUAUCACAGCUCUUGCUCAUCUGCAAGCAUCAGUGUUGUUUUUCGUGGAUAUCUCUGGCUCAUGUGGGUACAGCAUUGCCCAACAGGCAACACUCUUUCACAGUAUCAAAUCAUUGUUUGUGAACAAGCCGCUGACUAUAGUUUGCAAUAAGACUGAUUUCCAGCCGCUGGAUGGUCUCUCAGAGGAAGAUAUGAAGUUGGUGAGGGAGAUGAAAGAUGAAGCUGCAAAGACCAUGGUAGGCGAAGGAGGUGAACCAAGUGACGAUGCUAAUGUUCUCUUAACUAUGAGCACAUUGACUGAGGAUGGGGUGAUUUCUGUAAAGAAUGCAGCUUGCGAAAAAUUAUUGAACCAGAGGGUGGAACUAAAAAUGAACUCGAAGAAAAUAACUGACUGCUUGAAUAGGUUUCAUGUAGGAAUUCCUAAGCCAAGAGACCAAAAGGAAAGACCACACUGUGUACCCCAGUCAGUUUUAGAGUUCAAAGCUAAAGAAGCAGCUGAAUUUGAAGAGAAGAAGCUUGAAAGAGAUUUGGAGAAUGAGAAUGGUGGGGCUGGUGUUUACACAUCUAACUUGAAGAAACACUAUAUCUUAGAACAUGCUGAAUGGAAAGAGGAUAUAAUGCCAGAGAUUCUCGAUGGACAUAACGUCCAUGAUUUUGUUGACGUUGAUAUCUCACAGAGGCUUGAAGAGUUGGAACAAGAAGAGGGGCUUCAACUAGAAAAUGAAGAGAUUGUUCAAGAUUUUGAGAUGGAUGAUGGUAAAGAAUUGACACCAGAAGAACAAGGAUCCUUGGCUGAGAUCAGAAAUAAUCCUAUUGUACCAGCAUUGGAACUCAAUCCUUCUCUAGCCAUCAAACGGGAUGCCAGCAGGUCUCUAUCUAGGGGCCAAAAGAGGGACAGGUCAAGAGGACUAGAUGAUGCUAUGGAUAUUGGUAACCAUGCUGACAAAAAACUGUGUUUAAGGGGUCUAUCUCGGCCAAGAUCACGGUCAAAUUCAAAACCACCUGGUGAAGUUAUACCCGGUGAGGGCUUCAAGAACAGGGCCCAAAAGGUCAAGGCUUUGAAACUGGCUAGGAACUCGAACAAGAAGAGGAACAAGCAGUCUCGUGUUGGAGAGGCAGAUAGGGUCAUUGCUAAUCUUAAACCCAAGCAUCUAUUCUCUGGGAAGCGCUCCAGUGGGAAAGCCAACAGACGCUGAGACAACAAUUAAGGAUUUCAAUGACGGGGUUAAGCCGACCGCAAAUAGCUUCUCCUUUUCUUACAUAUAGGGC
Molecule: messenger RNA, 2044 nt
Organism: Papaver somniferum (opium poppy)
Lineage: Eukaryota; Viridiplantae; Streptophyta; Magnoliopsida; Ranunculales; Papaveraceae
Product: nucleolar GTP-binding protein 1-like
Exons: 3
Coding region: 58-1971 (637 amino acids)
Biological process (GO): ribosomal large subunit biogenesis
Cellular component (GO): nucleolus
Molecular function (GO): RNA binding; GTPase activity; GTP binding
Source: RefSeq, a predicted model, not a curated record